Molecule: messenger RNA, 3983 nt
Organism: Parus major (Great Tit)
Lineage: Eukaryota; Metazoa; Chordata; Aves; Passeriformes; Paridae
Gene: TATDN3
Product: TatD DNase domain containing 3
Exons: 10
Coding region: 19-831 (270 amino acids)
Molecular function (GO): hydrolase activity, acting on ester bonds
Source: RefSeq, a predicted model, not a curated record
CUUCCUGCGGGGCGCGGCAUGGCGGGGCCGGUGGACUGUCACUGCCACCUGGCCGCGCCCUGUUUCCAGCGGGACGUGGCGGCCGUGGUACGGGCGGCGGAGCAGGCGGCCGUGUCGGCGCUGGUGGUGGUGUCGGAGCAGGCGGGCGAGUUCCGGAGCGUCGUGGAGCUGUCUGAGAGAUUCCCAGGGUUUGUCUUGCCAUGCCUGGGAGUUCACCCCGUUCAAGAGGUUUCUCCAGAGGAGCAGCGCAGUGUUGCUUUGAAGGAUCUGGAUGCUGCGCUGCCUCUUAUAGAACUUUACAAAGAUAAAUUGGUGGGGAUUGGAGAAGUUGGACUAGACUUCACUCCCAGAUUUGCCAGCACCGAUGAACAGAAGGAAGGACAAAGACAGGUUUUGAUCAAGCAGAUUGAGCUGGCAAGAAGACUGGACUUGCCAUUAAAUGUUCAUUCCCGCUCAGCUGGAAGACCGACCAUUAAUCUCUUGAAGGAACAAGGUGCUAGCAAGGUGUUGCUCCAUGCUUUUGAUGGGAAGCCAUCUGUAGCCAUGGAAGGGGUGAAAGCUGGAUACUACUUCUCCAUUCCUCCUUCCAUUAUAAGGAGUGAACAGAAGCAGAAGCUUGUGAAACAGCUGCCUCUGGAAAAUAUGUGUUUGGAAACUGAUUCUCCUGCUCUGGGGCCUGAAAAGCAGGUGAGAAAUGAACCCAAAAAUAUCUACAUUGCUGCUGAAUACAUUGCCAAAAUUAAAGGAAUUCCAGUUGGAGAAGUUAUAGAAGUGACUACACAGAAUGCACUAAAAGUAUUCCCCAAACUUCAGCACUUUCUUCGGAUAUAGGUUCAGAAACUGAAAUAUAAUGUUGCAGAAAGUGUUACUUGUGGUGUAAUUACUAAAACCAAGUUACAUCUUGUGUUAAAGUGGAGUUUUGCAGUUGGAAGUUAAGAUGUAAGGAGUGUUAUAUAGCUGGAUAGGAUAAAAUUGGGAAUUUCUCAAAGGUUGUUGGUGUGCACUGUAAUAAUCUCUUGGAUGUGAUAAAAACACAUUGUUCCUUUGCUUCUCUAAUGUCUAUGAACACAUAAUUUGUAAAGAAGAGCACCAUAAAAUUGUCAAUUUAGUUUCUCAGGCUGCUUGCCAGCUGCUCCUAGACUGGGAGAUGUCUCCUGUACAGUGCUUGAUGUCCCCUUCACUCCUUAUUUCUGCUGACUGAAAGUCACAAGUUGUGGACCAGUCAUGAUAAGAAAGCUCCUGUUACAACUGGCCGAUUAUGCAUCCCUUUCUGAGCCAUUAAAAGAACCCAGCUGGAUGGACAUUCUCUGUAUUCUGUGCUGACUGGACUCUGAGUGGUGCAGAAGCAACAUCUUUUCAAAAUACAGUUGGAAGGGAAGAAUUGCAGCCCAUCUACUCCUCUCCUUUUCCCAUGUAUAAAACAGUAGUUGCCAAGAUCUUGGCUACUUUGAGAAGGAUUUUCUUGGGUAUUUAAAAUGAUUUAUUUUUUUAACAGUGUUCAAAGAAAAAAGCCUGGGAUUAGUCUUAGUUAAGGAUUCACUCUUCUAACUGCUCAGUAUCAGGAGACACAGGAUGUGAAAGGGAGACAAGCUCAAUUUUGUUGUAUAUUGAAGGUAAUCUGUGUGGAUUCAGCUAUAUUGUGCAGUGUCCUAAAACUGAAUCUGGUCCUCCCUCACAGCACCUGUGUGGACAUGGGCCUAUGAAAUACUGAUCAAAACUUUGUUGAUUAUAAACCAGCAAUUGAACCAGGUGGGUUUUACAUGGCACCCAGCUCUUCUGAGGGCCACUAAGUGGAGGUUUUCUCUCACUAUGGGGAGUUUUACCAGGUCAGUGGAGAAAAUAUACAAGUAUUAACUUAGUUCAGGAUGACCUCAGCUGGGCAAGGGGCUAAAACUUGCAAUAUAGGUCAUGCUCUAUCCUGAAAUCCUGUUUUCCUUCAUGUCUUCCUCAGUUUCUUAAAACCACAUUGUCAGGAGGUUUUUUUUGCUGUCUUUAUCAGAACAGCUGUUCUGCCUUUUGACUAGAGGUAGCUUACUAAGUUCAAACAUGUGUUCCUAAACAGUUUUCAGCCUGCAGCAAACAACCAAACUUGAAUAAUUUGUCUCUAUUACAACAUGUAUUUAAAGCAGCGAACACACGGAUCUUUGCUGAGUGAUCCAAAGGAGUUAGAGCCAUUCCUUAUCCUGGAUCUACAGGCACCAUUUCCACUAAAUGGGAUGAAGGACAGAGUUUGCCUCCAGAUGGUGCUAGGGAACAGGUGUGCAAUAGUCAGAAUAUUAGUGUGAUUCACUUAAUGAUUAAUAAUCAUGUCAUUGGAGAUGCUAAACGUAAUAGAUACCAGGCAACCUUACGUGUACUUCCUGCUGCCUGUGUGUUGGGAAGUCUCCCAGUAUUGCUGGGAAAUGCAGCUAUGUGAUGAGAUGCUCUUGGCAAGAAGUCAGGCAGCAUCCAAAUGUUGGCAAAGUUUUGACCUAAUUAUUUUUCUCUAUGGAAUUCUUAGCAUUGGAUGAAAACACUGGUUUUGCAAAAAGAGGGGAUAUUAAGUAGUGUCCUCAAAAUCCCUGUCUCUGCAGGGGGGUGGCAUUGCUCUGAUUCAGCCUUAGUCUUACAGCAGGAUGAUUCCUGAGUGUUGGAAUCCUUUUUGCUGUAGCAGAAACUUUCAACACACUCACUUCCUGCAGCUCCCAUGUGGGCAGGGCACUGCUGAGGUGGGCAUCCCCUGGGGGCCAUGGGGCUCUGGGACAGCCUGUGUCCCUGGGCCCUGCAGCAGCAGGUCUGGAGCUGCUUUUGGUGGUACAGGAGUGUGGUUGAGGCUGGUGAAGGAGGCACAGAGUUGCUCCCCUCUGGGCCAGGGAGAGCUGGCAUUGCAACAGCUGUGGGCAGGGUGAGCCUGGCAGGGGGCCCAUGGCAAAACAAGCUGGCUUUGUCCUCUCCUUAGACCUGCGGCGCCAGAGCUAAGUCAUGGAGUAGGUGACCUGGAGUUCCAGAAAAGGAAAAUGCGGUGUCACUCCCACCCUGCCUUGGCAUCCCUGACACAUAACAAGGGUCAGAAGCAGUGUCCUUUUCCCAGUGCUGCUGGUUCCACUGCGAGUUGUGCCCCAGUCCCUGCAGUCAGUGCUGAGGGUGGGCUGCAGGCACUGGAAAUAAAGUUGUUGCUCUGCCCAGGAAACUCUUUAAGGUGCUCACUCAGGACUGGUGGUACUGCUGUGCAGUGAGGAGGAAGUGUGGUUUCUGAGCUGGAAAACAUCAUCAAUCCUCAGCAGUCAUUCUGUAACUUUACAGAGGGAUUUAACAGAAAGCUUGGAUUUCUGCCUGCAUUCCCAGGCUAACACCUGGCCUGGAGAGGCUGGGGAAGGCUGGGUAUCUUUGGGGGAGCAGCAUGCACUGUGAAGCCCUCCAUCCCCACAAAGGUUGGCCUUAACAACACCAGUGUGUGUGCUGAACCCUGUUGCAAGCCUCUCAGGGUGUCUGGAUAAACCUUGCAUUCCACUAGGUAACACAGGAGGCUGAAGGGGUCAAGGAUGUAUUGGAGGAAGGACACAGUGCAAAUUCAGUGUUUUGGAAAGUAAGUGGUGACCCAAGUUUCCUUUUCAGCCAUACCAUCAAUUUAGGAGGUCACACACAGCCCAGAUGACCUCUGUCUCAGAGAAUAGCACAGAUUGUCUGCAGCAGUGUGGAAAGUGGUAGGUCUCAAUCUCCAUUGUACCUUCAUCCAUCAGCUUUCCUUGGGAUGCUACAAACAACAGAUCUGGUUGCACUUAUGUGCAACUCCUCAUGUUGUUUUACUUGCAGGAUGUUCAUGGAGUGAUAAAAAACCAAGGAAGGGCUCUAUCUGUGCUCACUGAAAUGGUCUUUGGAGGGCUGCAGCUGGAUCACCCUCCCAGGGCCUUUCUUCUGAAAUUUGUUUUUAGCCAUGGAUUAACAGGGCCUGAAUCUUCUGAACUUUGGGGCAAACUGCUCUGAGUUUUUCCAAAAUCUGACAU